This is a messenger RNA of Rana temporaria (common frog), 1022 nucleotides long. RefSeq lists its product as uncharacterized. The record is from RefSeq and is a predicted model, not a curated record. Bases 60 to 854 code for a protein of 264 amino acids. Lineage: Eukaryota; Metazoa; Chordata; Amphibia; Anura; Ranidae. The transcript is spliced from 5 exons.
AGGCAGAAUCCAUCCACGGUGCAUAGCAAGCUGUGUCUGUGUCAGCACUGACUGGGAAAAUGCCUGUAAUUUUACCACAGCUACCUGCGUCAAUGUUUUAUAGUUAUGACCCCAGAUAUAUACCAGGUUACAUAGGUUAUACUUCAAAACUGCGAAGCGAUAGGGGUAACAUAUAUGGCAAUGCAACUCUGCAGUCUAGUGACUAUGAACCAGGCCUCCGAAGAUCUUCAGAGCUUCCCGUGUCUGCAUGGAGAGAAAACUACAGAUCAUCCUCUGAUUUACACCUCGGGGGAGUAAUUACUAACAUACCAAGAGAAAAUGCUGAAAACUGGAAUAAUAAAAAUGGAUAUUUCCACCCAGCUAGUGGAAAGUAUCAUAUUAUCCGAAGGAACCAUACUCUUGAUGGUGACCCUAAAACAUCAUCAGCCAUAAAUGCAAUUGAGGAAAUAAAAUAUGAACUGACCAAUCCAGCUAAAUCGAUGCCUUUGGAAACAAGAAGAUGUGUCUCAUUACAAAACAGUUUGGAAACGCCAAAACAGGCAGCAAGAUGUAUCAAAAGAGCUAGCCAGAUAGCAGAGUCUUCAAGUACCCCUACAAACAGAAAUGAAAAAAGCAAGACCCACCAACCUGAUUUUAUAGGAAAAGAGCGCUCUUCAACCAUACCCAUGAAAAAUGAGCUUCUUCAAAGAAAACAAGGAAAAAUUAUUUACAGAACUAAUAGUGGUCUUCUUCCCAACUACUCUGGAUAUACUCCUGGACAAAUGUUUGUUAUCGGAAGCACAUGGGGAAGGAGCAGCGUGAAUGCCCUAGGAAAGCUACGAGAGCAGAGAUUUCAGUGGACAUCUCUCUUUUAAAGUUUCCGAAAUGGUUUUGUCAAAAAAUACUCAGUGUUCUGUAUAAAGCCUUCCAGAAAUGAUUUACUGUUACAUCAAUGAAUUGCUUUUGAUAACACUUAUCAUACAUUUGAAAUCAUAAUUCCAUCACCAAGCAUUUAAAUAAAGAAUUGAUUGUUUUCAAAUUUG